Magnolia sinica is the source of this 1547-nucleotide messenger RNA. Its product is annotated as polygalacturonase-like. Gene Ontology annotation, molecular function: polygalacturonase activity. The record is from RefSeq and is a predicted model, not a curated record. Gene Ontology annotation, biological process: pectin catabolic process; fruit dehiscence; anther dehiscence. Lineage: Eukaryota; Viridiplantae; Streptophyta; Magnoliopsida; Magnoliales; Magnoliaceae. The transcript is spliced from 9 exons. Bases 1 to 1347 code for a protein of 448 amino acids.
AUGGGUAUCCAAAUACAGUUAGUUCCAAUCAUCAUGCUAUGGUUUUGUUAUUCUUCCUGUUAUUGCAACUUGCUAGAGGACCCACUCUCAGCUUUCAAUCACGGGGAGGGGCCCUAUGACUAUUUCGGCAAAAUCAACAAAUUGGGCCAAAUGUCAACUACCAUCCGUUUUGGACGGUCGACCUUGAGUUCCUUGAAGUUUGAUCACAUGGCUAGUCCUAAAUCUUCAGCCACAGUAGUAAAUGUGAAUGAUUUUGGAGCCAAGGGUGAUGGAACAGAUGACACAAAGGCAUUUGAGAAGGCCUGGACCAAGGCUUGCUCAUCAGCUCCUUCUGUUCUUGUGGUGCCCGCAAACAAGAACUACCUUCUCAAACCAAUCACCUUUUCAGGCCCUUGCAGAUCUUCCAUUACAGUGCUGAUCCUUGGAACCAUUGAAGCUCCUUCCCAUCCAUCGGCUUGGGACGGAUUAGAUCAAAAGCAUUGGCUUAGUUUUCAGAAUGUUCAAAAUCUUAGAGUUCAAGGUGGUGGGACCAUUAAUGGAAAUGGAGAGAUGUGGUGGAAGAACUCUUGUAAAAUCAACAAAGCUCUUCCUUGCAAAGACGCGCCAACGGCCUUAACCUUUUAUUCAUGCAACAACUUGAUAGUGAAUGACCUGAAGAUCAAAGACAGCCAACAAAUACAAGUUUCUUUUGAGAGAUGUGUCAAUGUACUAGCUUUCAAUCUCAUGGUAACUGCACCAGAGACAAGCCCUAACACCGACGGCAUUCACAUCACAAAGACCCAAAAUAUUCAGAUCAUGAAUUCUGUCAUCAGAACUGGUGAUGAUUGCAUCUCAAUUGAAAGUGAGUCUCACGUUGUCAAAGUUAUGAAUAUAACCUGUGGGCCAGGCCAUGGGAUCAGUAUCGGCAGUUUAGGAGAUAAAAAGUCAGAAGCCCACGUAUCACAAGUGAUAGUGGAUGGAGCCACCUUGUUCGGAACAACCAAUGGAGUCAGGAUCAAAACCUGGCAGGGAGGAUCUGGAAGUGCAACCAACAUCACAUUCCAAAACAUUGCAAUGCACAAUGUCAGAAGCCCCAUCAUCAUAGACCAAAACUACUGUGACUCCAAGUACACUUGCCCAGAAAAGGGAUCGGCUGUGCAAGUGAGUGAUGUGGUCUACAAGAAUAUCACAGGAACAAGUGCCUCAAAUGAGGCCAUGACAUUUGAUUGUAGCCAGAGCUCUCCAUGCAAUGGAAUAGUAUUACAAGGCAUUAAUCUUGUAGGAGAUGCGGGUAAAAUAACAAGCAGAUCAUGCAAGAAUGUUAGGGGGUCCACCAUUGGGAAGGUUGUCCCACCUUCUUGCUUCUAGAAGAGAUAAGAAUACAUUUGUUAUGUGGGAAAAGAACUGUUUGCACACAUAUCUCCCACCUUCCAAAGAUAGACACGGAUCUGAACUCGCAUUUAAAAAUGGAAACUUGAAACUCCUAAAUGCCAUUCUGAAAUGCAUUUAGGGAUUCCUGCUAACCAUCUUUGGAUGGCGGGGACGUGCGCAUGCUAGCUUCCCCAUUG